UUGUUUUAAUCUUACAAAGGUCAAUGCACCACAACCACCGACAUCAAUUAAAAUCUAACAAUACAAGUCCCAAUCUACAACCUUCAUUUUCCCCUUCUAGUCAUGCAACAUCACAAAUUCGAAAAUUAGAACAGCAAAAACAACAAUUAUUAUUAGACCAAUAUAAUCAAAAUAGAAAAAAGUUUAGUACAAUUUCAACAGCAGGAAGUCCCCAAAGUAUAGGUAGUUGUGUUGCUGCUGAGCAGGGAGAUGGGGGAGGGUGUGGACAAUGCCAUUAUUGUACUAUAAAUAACAAUAAUAUCGAACAAAGUCGUCGUUGUAAUUCACAUAGAAAAUGGAAAAGUCAUUUAAUGUCCAGACACAAAUAUUUAAUUGUUAUUGGAACUGUUUUAUUUGUUGAUGUCCUUUUUCUUUUUCCAUAUUCGGGUAUUCAAAUGGUGGCACUUUUACAUUUAAAUAAUUUACUUGCAACAUCUCAAAUGAGUACUUUAAUACGUUGGGGACUUCAAAUACUAAUUGGUGUUCAUUCUGUAUGCCAACCACUUUGUUAUUUCCGAAUGAAAGAAUUUCGCCGGCUAGCCUGUUGUUUAGGUGUUAGUAGACCUCGUCGUUAUAAUGGAAGUGGAAGUAGUUCUAAUUUUGCGCAGAACGUUGUUGGAGUUGGGGCAGGUGGGGGAACGCACAGCAAUCGUUCUGCUAGAUCUAUUGGAUCAUUUAAAGCUGCAACUAUUGUUCGAGAGGAUGACUGUUCAACUGUUUUAAAUCCUCCAAAGAAAAAAAGCAUUGUCCUUAGCACCAUGUUCUCGGAAAACGAUUCACCACCCGUUGGAAGUGCUAACACAACAGAAGAAACGGAAAAAAUAAAAUAUGAAAAGGAUAUACCGAUGAAUUCAUCGUCAGUUGGAGAAAGGCAAAUGCUUCUUAUCGCUCAACGUCGAAAAUGGACACGGAAUUUAAGUCUUUUGUGUAAAGAAGAAGGGGAAGAAUUACAAGUAUUUUUAAGUAGAGAAUAUAAAGGAAAUGAAGAAAAAGAAAAAUUUAAAAAUAGAAAAAAUGAAGAAAAUAAAACAAAAGGUGCUAAAAAGGGAGGUUCUUUACGAGGAAAAUUUUCUAAGAAUGAAGAAAAAUUAAAAGAUUCUUUUUUAUUAGAAGAAAAUAAUAAUAUUCGAGAAGGAAAAUAUUGGAAUUCUUUAGGAGAUUUUAAAACAGAAAGAAUAAAAGAAAGUGAUGAUAGUAUUGAACAGAUUCAGGUAAAAAAUUAUAUUUUUGAGAGAAAUUUCUCAACCUCAAACCUGCCACCUCCCCCAUCCCCAGUGAUCUAG
Molecule: messenger RNA, 1322 nt
Organism: Meloidogyne enterolobii
Lineage: Eukaryota; Metazoa; Nematoda; Chromadorea; Rhabditida; Meloidogynidae
Source: the annotation of a GenBank genome assembly